Molecule: messenger RNA, 8731 nt
Organism: Uloborus diversus
Lineage: Eukaryota; Metazoa; Arthropoda; Arachnida; Araneae; Uloboridae
Product: unc-112-related protein-like
Exons: 13
Coding region: 128-2173 (681 amino acids)
Biological process (GO): integrin-mediated signaling pathway; cell-matrix adhesion
Cellular component (GO): cell-substrate junction
Molecular function (GO): integrin binding
Source: RefSeq, a predicted model, not a curated record
GUCGCAUCAGGGUGUUUGUGAAAUCUGACUCCUUGUUUUCUUAUCUAAUGUUUGCAUCGUAACGCUGUGCCUUGCUGAUCUCCAUCCAUCAUCAAAGAAAAUUACAGAUUAAAUUUCAGAAAUCAAGAUGAUAUCUGACGGCUAUCUUGUGGGCGAUGGCUCCUGGGAGCUUAGAGUUUUGGUAACUGAUCUUCAAGUAGAGAGAUCUAUCAGAGUAAAGGGUGAUCUGCAUAUUGGGGGCCUUAUGCUUAAUUUAGUUGAAGAAUUAGAUGUGGCCAAUGAUUGGUCCGAUCAUGCUUUAUGGUGGCCAAAGAAAAAUAUGUGGUUGUGCCGCACGCGUUCUACACUUGAUCAGUGUGGAAUACAAGCAGAUGCUCUAUUACAUUUCACUCCCAUGCAUAAAUAUUUAAGGCUGCAACUUCCAGACUUGAGAUUCAUUGAUAUCAAAGCAGAUUUUUCUGCAAAGACAUUUACAGCUGUAAAAAAGCUGUGCAAGGAACUUGGAAUCAGACAUCCAGAAGAAUUAUCCCUUCACAGACCUUUGACAUCAGAACAUUUAAAGAGGAAUUUUGCUCGUGGUGUUGGAUGUACGCCUCGUCAGCGGAGUAAAGAGCCUACUGCAGGAAUGAACCUUACUCAAAAUAAUAAUAACAAGUCUGAUGGGUUUUUAACUCCUGAUAGUUCAGGUUCAUCUGGUAUACCAUUAAAUACAUCAUGGAAUGAUGGUAGAAGUUAUUCUCCUGCUACUGCUAUGUUUAAUGGAUCAUCUUCCUUUCUGAACUAUUCUGGUGAAAGUAAUGUUUCUGCAACUGACUUACCCCUGGCCUACAGUCCAAAAAGUCCUUCUGAAGAAGCCAGACAAGGUGUAUUACGGCCUAAAAGUUUAGCAGAAAGAGCGCGCCUCAAUGCUGGCUGGUUGGAUUCAUCUUUGUCCAUUAUGGAGCAAGAUAUUAGAGAAUUUGAUACACUUUUGUUGAGGUUUAAGUUUUACUCCUUCUACGACUUAAAUCCCAAGUAUGAUGCUGUGAGAAUCAAUCAAAUCUAUGAGCAAGCAAAAUGGCAGAUUUUAGCAGAAGAAAUUGAUUGCACUGAAGAAGAGAUGAUGCUUUUUUCAGCUUUGCAGGUGCAAGUAAAUUUGCAAGCAAAUCAUCCUCAGCCUGAAGUGUAUCAUGAUGAUGAAGAUGUUGAGACUGCAUUGACAGAUUUACAAGUGACUUUAGAAGGGACUUUGAUAAGUAAAGGAAUGACCAGUAUUACCAAUGUGCCAGAGCUGUCUGAUUACUUAUCUUUUAUGAAGCCAAAACGUUUCACUUUGAAAGGCUUUAGAAGAUACUUCAUCACCUUGAGGGACACAUAUUUGACCCUUUAUAAGUCAAAGGAUGAUGGCCCUAACUUAAACAUUUGUUUGAAAGGUUGUGAAGUUACGCCAGAUGUGAAUUUAUCUCAUGGAAAGUAUGGUAUUAGGCUUGAAGUUCCUAAUCAUGAAGGGAUGACGGAGUAUUGGGUUCGCUGUAGCUCUGAGGAACAAUAUGCCAAGUGGAUGGCAGCAUGUAGGUUAGCUGCCAAAGGUAAAACAAUGGCUGAUAGCUCCUAUGAUUUAGAAGUGAAGUCAAUCAUGGAUUUCUUAAACAUGCAGAAGCCUGCACCUGCACCGGUUAUCAGUCCCUCUCAAAUAGAUAUCAACCCUGAUGACAUGGUUGCUCCUCGAUUUAUCAAGAAGCUCAAAAAUCAAAAGAUAAUUCAAAGAAUUCUGGAAGCUCAUGCAAAUGUGAAAGAUCUGAAUUUGCUGGAAGCCAAACUUCACUACAUUAAAGCUUGGCAGGCAUUGCCUGAGUUUGGAAUGUCUCUUUUUGUUGUAAGAUUUAACAACAGUAAGAGAGAUGAACUGUUGGGCAUUGCUUUCAAUCGUCUCAUGAGGAUGGAGUUAAGCACAGGAGAUCACAUUAAAACUUGGCGUUACAAUACAAUGAAAGUGUGGAAUGUAAAUUGGGAAGUUAGGCAAGUGCGUGUGCAGUUUGAAGAAGAAAACGUGGCAUUUAGCUGCUUGUCUGCCGAUUGCAAAAUUAUUCAUGAAUUCAUUGGUGGCUACAUAUUUCUGUCAAUGAGAUCUAAGGAUCAGAACCAAACAUUAAAUGAAGAACUCUUCCACAAACUUACUGGGGGUUGGGUGUGAUUUUUUUUUUCUUGUCUUCUAAAAUUUAAUUUAACUUGCCCCGACUCCUUUAAGCAAACUAUAAUUGCAUCCACUUGGUGUUCCAAGCAUUUGUAAUUAUGUUUGAAUUAUAAAAAUAACAAAUUAUUUUUUGACAAUUUACUCUGAAAAGUCACUGUACAUAGCUUUUUGUAUGUAAAUUAUGUGUCAAAAAACAAAAUAUAUGCAUUUUCUUUUAGGACUAAACUUUUGUGCAUAUUUUUAGAACUUAUACAAAAGCAUUAUACUAUAUGCACAUUUGCAUAAAACUAUUUUAUUAUUUGUUUUUGAAGCAAGCAAGUUGCAAAGAGUUUAAGUUGAAGUUUAAAAUUACGUAUGGAACUGGUUUUUCAUUUACUUAGUUCAUAAUGUAUGAUACUAUUUGUAAAUUUUAAUUUGCUUUUUUUCAUCCUGGUAAUAUGCAUCAUUAUUGAUGUGUUGUUCUUAUUGAAUGAGAUUUUGGUAGAUUUUUUAGCAUCAUCAUUAUAGAAAAAAUAGAUCUUACUAAGUUGAUCUGAUUCUUGUUAUAAGAAUGACUUAUUAUUAGUUCAAAAUAUCAUUUAAUGUCCUUUUAUAUGUUGUAUGUUUAUAUACAUGUACGAAUAAUCACAUAUAUAUUUAUAAUUGUAUGAUUUUCACAUAUAGUUUUUUUAUGUAUUGGGCUAUAAUGGAGUCGUUUCCAAAAUUUUAAAAGUAUUUUUUGCUGAAAGAGCAUGCUUAAAAACAUGGGAUAUGACCAUUUUUUAAAUAAUUCGUUUAAGUUUAAUAAUUUUAAAAAAUUACUUACUUGAAUCGGUGCACUUUCAUUGUUUGUUUCUGCCCGAUGACAUCGCAAAUGAUAAAAUGCCAUUCAGUGUUGCCAUUCACAGACCAAAAUAUUUAAUUCGCAUCUUGACUCAUGUGUAUUGGCAACGAUAUGGUUGAUAGCAAGCUUAGAGCGCAAUUUUAAUUCGAUUGUUGAUUAUCAUAACGUGGAACCGUGGUAGAAAGAUGCUCCAAAAUGCAUCAUUUGUGACAUUAAGACCACGCCUUGCUUGAAAAAUCGGACAUUUAAAAAAAUUGAUUAAAAAACAACUGUUGGGAAAAGAAAAAUAUUUUCUGGGUCCAUGUUUUUUUUUGCUUAUUCUUUCAAUUUCAGUGACUAAAAGUAGUACUUUUGACUGAAGGAAACAACCCCAUUGUGUGAAAUUAAAUUUAAAUUCAAGCUUUUGGAUUAAGAGACAUGGUGCAAGAUUUAUACAAUGUUCACAUUUUCAUCACUCCUGUAAUUGCAAGGUAAAACAAGACAAAAAAAAAAAAAAAAACCUUGAAUUUACAAGAAUUUAAAAAAUAUAUAUAUAUAUAGUACGGGAGGGAGUGUUUUUCAGAUAUGCUGUCUAGUACUGAGAUCUUGCUUACUUUAGCUUCGAAGUACUCGACGAUAUUCUAAUAUAAUCAGUACAUUUUCUCCCUUAAAUGAAGAAAUUUAUCUAGUAUGAUUAAUACUUAUAUUAUGGAAUGUUUAAUACUUACAUGAAAUAGCUAGUAAUAAAUAUCAGGGAAAAGCUAGAUUCCUAGAUUUUUUGUGAUUUGUGACCUGAAAUUUCAGGUUAUGCAUGAUGUUUCUGAAGUACAUUUUUACCAUUCAUAUUUGUAAUUAAAUUUUCUCCACAAAAGUACAGAGUCUGUUUUCUUUAUAUAAAUGGUUUUCAGAAGAAUUGCCAAUAAACUAGCUGGGAGAGUGUGUGAUUCUCUUUUGUUCGACUUCUUUUCGAGAAUAAGUCCUAAACACUAAACAGAAUUUUGACUCCUUUGUUGUUACUUGAAAAUCUCAGACUAGGGGGACUAAAAAUAAAAGUGCUGUAUCAGCAAGAAGUAAAGUGAAUAACUUGAAUUUUCCUAACACCAUGUCAAAAAAAUAAUUGGAAAUAAUUUGCACUUUAGCUAUGAGCCUUGAAAGUGUGUCUACAAGUAUUAUUUUAUAGCUAAGUGAAGUUUCAAAUAAUUUCAGAAGAAAAUGAACUGUCAGAUUGUGUAAAAUUUAAAAUAUACAAAAAAAAAAAAAAAAAUCCAACUCCACAUUAGCAUUACUUAAUAUUGGUAUGAAAAAAGAACAAAACGAAAUUUUAAGGGGAAAGAACAUCAAUUUGCACUUUCCCUUCCCUCCGUGCUCCAAAUUUCAUUAAAAUAAAUCAAAUUAAUUUUUUCCUAUGCAAAAUUUUUACAAAUUGGUGUAUUUUCUUUCAUAUUAUUUGAAAAGAUUUUUGUGCCAGUUAGGUUUCAAUCCUUCAACUAAGGAAGAAAUUUAUCUGCUAAAGUAUGUGUUACCAUGUGAAGAUUUUUGCCAUGGCAAUUUCCAGGAAUUUUAAAUUAGGGUCGCAAUCACUCAUGAAGUAUUUCAAGUAAUUUGGUCUUUUAUGCAUUAUUGAAUGUAUCUUUCUUGUUUAACUACUAUUCUAUGUUUAUUUGCUUGUGCAGAAAGUACUUGCUUUAAGUUUUUAAAUUGUAAUGUUGCAAAUUUUUUAAUUGGUCCAUUUGGUGCUGAUUGACAAUUAAAUAUCUCUUAUGUAACAGAUAUUAUGCAAAGAGAUAAAGUAUUUUAGACACAUACAUAUUAUAUGCUUAAAAUCGCCCGUCAAGAUAUGAUGGGUGAAACUUUAUUUUACAUUUGAAGGAAGCAAUUGCCUGUUGGUGGUAUUUUGAUAGUUGAAAUUGUAACGCCAAUUUCAGUGGAUUAACCCUAAACUCCAGUAGUUAGCAUUCAUAGUUGAUCACUUUUUCGUUUCUUCAUUCCCCUGAAAUAUCACAUUCUUACCAGUAAAACAGUUAAAUUACCAGAUCGAGUUCAGCCUUGUCGCAAUAAAGCCUUUCCUUGCAUUUUAAACAUUACGCAAACAUAUUAUCAAAUUAUCAUGCCGUGGCGCGAGUUUCUUUGUUGAUCAUGUUAGAAGCGUGACUCGAUCAUUGGCUAUUGUAUAUAUGAGGAUGAUUAAAAUUUAACUGUAAUGUCCCUUAUUCCGAAGUUGUAUCACUGGAAGCAACUUUGAGCUUUUUUUUUUUUUUUUUUUUGUAACCACAUUAAAAAGUUGUUGAUCUUGUAACCACAUAACAUUAUUUAUGUAAUUUCAUACAGAGGUCUCAUUUGUUCUGUUAACAAUGCUUUCAACAUUUUCUUAUUUGUUUGAUUUUGUUACAAAUUUGCAUUGCUUUUGAUCAAUCUUGUUUUAUAGAAUUUCAAACUUGGAAAAUGUAUUGAAUUUCUAAUUCACAGAAAAUUUAUUGAAUAAAAAAAAAACCAACACUGUUCAUUGAGAUUAUAUGCACAAAAGUUGUGCCAUAUAUUUUGCCAGCUAAUAACAUUUUUAUGUAAAAUUUGGAUCAAAAACUUUUUUUUAUUGGGAUAUUUUAAAACUGUUUUUUUUUUUUUUUUUUUUGCUAAAUUUUUUUGUUAAUUUAUCUGAAAACAUCUUAUUUAUGUAGUUUUCAUAUAGUAGAAUCACUGCACAGUGUGGUUUCCUUUCUCAUAUAUUAAUUUUGUUAUUUAAUACAUGCUCGAUUAAAAAUUUAAUUUUAGAUGAAAUACCUAUACUCGGAUAGAAAAAUAUUGUUCAUGCACACAUAAAUGAAACUUGUUAACUAUGUAGUGCCAUUUGAGGGUGUCAAAUUUCGUUAUAUUUUUGUAUCGUAGUAGCCAUUAUUUAUUUUCUUUUCUUUUUUUUUUUUAACUCCUAAUAUUUGUAUCUAAGGACCAGACUAACUUAAAACUGGCAGUUGUCAGGUUGUUACUGCAUGUACACUCUACUUUGCAUUAAGCCAUAAUAACAUUUUUUGUUUCAACAAAUUCUUUUAUCAUUAUUUACCAAUGUUGUGAGAGUGCGAGUCUCAACCUUUUUAUGCACUAGACAAACGUCUUUAUGCUCUCACAUAGUAGUGAUCAAGUGAUUUAUUCUUUUCUGGUUUUGAUGUACAGAUAUUGUGCUAACUGCUAACUAACUUUUUUUUUUUUUUCAUUUCAUGAAAUUUCCAAAAAUAAAAAAAGGAAAUUUUUUGUUAGAUGCAACUUUUUAGUUUAGGGAAUUAAGAACUGGUACUAAUAAUUCUACCUCAGAAUAUUUUUCAUGAUUACAUUUCUGUAUGUAUGUGUACUAAAGUGUCAUGAAAAGAAAUCAAACAGGAUUCUAUUUGUACAUUCUUGAUAUUAAAAAAAAAACAUAAUUUGUAUAUAGGAAUACUUUAUAAUACAUUUUGUUUUUCAUACAUUUUCUUUUGCCAUUUUUGUAUAAUUGAAAGGUAUAUUCAAUGAAUUUAAUUUUUAUGUUGUGAUAUGCCUAUUUGUGCAGAGGUUUCCUGAAGAAGUUUGUAUACAAAUACAGAGUUUAUGAAGUAUUUGCCAUUAAGUAAUAUCACUUUAAUUCAGAUUGCAAACUUUGUGAUGAUGGUUACUUCAUGUGAAGUUGACCCUGAAUGUUAAUUAUAAAUACACAAGGUUUUUCUUAUUUCUUUCUUUUACUUUUUACUUUAUAUUUUAAUUUUUUGUAAUAAUUUUGAAUCAAAACAUGUUUUUGCUCAAAAGUGCAUUAUUUUGUUAUCCAUUAUUUGGAAGAGUUUUGUUAUACUUUAUUGUUACAAAGAAAUCGUUAAGGUGUUUUUCCCCUUUAAUUUAAUUAAAAAAAAGAAUAGGGGUUCUGUAUUUUCUGUAAAAUUUUGUUAACUGUAUAUUUCUAUAUCACUUGUUGACAGAUCACAAUGUUUUUCUUUCUUGAAUUCAUUAUCAUCAAUAUUUGGACUUUUUUUUUCAUGUGUAGGUUUAAAUAAAAAUAACUUGUUUAAAAUCAUAAAGCAUUUAUUUUGUUGUGUUAACUUUUUUGCUAGUAAAUGUCAUUGCAAAUGAAAGUUUUCACACUUAAUUUGCAUUUCUUGCAUUAUAUGUAUUUUAUUUCAACUGUUUUUCCAUUAUAAAAUUGUAUAUGCUUUUCAAACCUCAUGUUAAAGGUCAAUCAAUGAGGAAAACCAUUUAAAAAAUCAUGCUAUUAAUAUAAUGUUUCCUACACAAAAAAAAAAGGUUUUUUUUUUUUUUUUUUUUUUUUUUUUUGAAGAAAUUAUCAAUUUGCUUGUAGUUACAGUCAAUUCGCGAUAACUCAAAGUCUGAUAACUCAAAUAUUACUAUAACUCGAAGUUUUUAUCAAGAUUACUCAAAAUUUAUUUCGAAAGAACGAAAAAGAAAAGAAAGAAAGAAAGAAGUGACUAUGAGCGAACAAUUAUUUCACCUUUACUUGCAAUUCCUGCACAAUAGACCUUUAAAGCAAAAAGAGCACCUGUUGAGUCAAUGUCCAAUAAAGAAAUGUGAAAAUUAGUUAGCUUGUUUUCUUUUGUUCUACUGUACUGUUUACACUUUGACAUAUUGCUGGACUAUGAAUUUGCUUUUAAGCUGUCAAGUCAACUAAUUGUACCUUUAUUCAAAGGCUGAUCUAACUUAAAAUGAGUUUCCCUUAGUUCUUUAGUUCCAUCAUUUGCUGAUAAGUUCCAAAGAGACGGAGAGAAUUUUCUUUACUAUUAAAGAUGUCUAAGCAAGUACACUGUCAAUGAUAUUAAAAGAAAAAGAGAAACUUCUAAAGCGGUAGAAUACUGGGAUCUGAAUUCGAAAUGAAUGAAGAUGUGCACCUAUCCUGAAGUAGAAUCAGCUCUAUUCAAGUGGUUUCAGUAAUAUCAAAAUCAAAACCAUGCUUUUGAUUUUUUUCUUUCAAUACAUUUGAUUAAACUGUGCAUAUUGUGCUUAAAAACUUUUAAGUUCUAUAAUUUUGUCUGUUAUAUGUACAUAUUAAAGUAUUCGAUGGUUUUUAAUAUUAAAAUAUCGAAAAACGAAACUGGCGUUAAGUCGAACUUCCGAUAAGUUGAAGUUUUUGGUCGGUCCCUUUACAUUCGAGUUAUCGCGAAUUUACUAUUAAGCUUUCUGUUUUUUUUUUUUUUUUUUUUUUUUUGUUUUUUUGCCAUCAAAGUUCAUAAAACCAAAAAGAUCAAGGAAGCAAAAAUUGAUAUAUUAUUAAGUUCAUGCCAGAAUGUGUAUUAUUGAAUUUAUAUUGAAGGUGUGACCGCAUCUUAGUAAUUAAAGAGUGUUCAUGUGUCCAGAGAUUUUACUGUUGCUUGUAUAGUAGAAACCAUCAUUACAUAGUCAAAUCAAACUUCAUUUUAGCAGAUAAUGUCAAACAACUAAUAUGAGUGGUUUGCCCUUGUCUCAAUUUUCAAGAGCUGGGUAGUUCUUGGUAUGCUUGAUCAUGCUUGGACAAUCAGUUAGCUUUUACUUAAAUGAUAAGAAGUGUGGUUCCCCACUUGUUUCACUUCUGUAUCGAAAAAAGUCCUUGAAGGUGUUGAGUUUAUUAUUAAAAACAUUAACCUGAAAUGAAUAUACUGGUUAUUGUAAAGAGAAUACAUUUCUUUAGUUUUGGGGUUAAUUGAAUAGUCUUCAAUAUUUGAAUGAGUAUUUUUUAAUUGAAUGCUGUAAAGGUGUAAUUUUUUGUUUUUGUUGUUAAGUGCAUUCAGAUGGUAGUCAGUAAUCCUUUUAAU